CGCAGCUUCAGGUCUGCACGCUGUGUUCGCACCCCCAUUCUUCUUUGCCUGUUUGAUUUGCACCACGCACCUAGAUAUUGAAUGUACGUUCUCAAUUGCUCACUAAUCUAUCAGUUUCAUUAAUUAGUCGAUUGUAUUGAAGGUUGGCUCUUUGGAGCGUGAGGAGGCUGGGCGCUGGAAAACAUUCUGUACAUGUUCAUGGUGCUCGAUGCACUACCGAACAAAAUGAGCCCCUUGGCCUAGAGAAGAAAAAGAGCAAAAGGCACAACAGUUUGUCUGCAUCUUCUCUCUACAACCACAUCUCAUCUCGCGAAUCAUCAGCACCAUCGCCUAUCUCCCUUCGUCCAAUCUACACUCUUAAAUCAGCAUCGACUCAAAACCAUCCCUCCAACCAGCGCUCACCCACGUCCACCUGUGUCCACCUUUCGCGAUCUUGUAACAAAGUACAUCCUCUCGUCACGCACCACAGCACACAAAAAGUCGCUAAACGUUAUGUCACCCACACAACCACCUUCAAACAAGCUUCUGCUGACGAGCAUGGAUAACGAGGACGCGGACACUGAGGAUGCUAGCCGAGCCGACUUCAUUGGAGAUGACCGCAGGAUUAUUGACAAUGGCCGGGAAUUGAGUAUAGUGGACUAUUACGACUCUCACGAACAAACGGACGUGACGAUUAGAAACGAAAGAAAACCUGGCUUGCCACCUGGUAUGGCCCCAGCUCCUCCUUGUGCACCUACUCUUCUCAACUCUACCUUCACACGCAGUACCGUUUAUUACCCCACUAUUCUCCACAUUCCCAAUUGCUGUAUGGCAUUUUCAAACAUCAAAAUAUAUAUAAAAACUAACAUGACCAAUGUCUUAAUCCUCGUCACAACAGUCAAACGGCAAGGUGCAAACGAUCCUGAAAAGAGUCUACCAUCAGGUCUAGUUCCUGCACUACUCUGGGAAGAUCCAAGCAAGUUCCGGUACCCAGACCCGCUAUCGACCGCACUCUCUAAGGCCUUGUUGUGCACCGCCGGACAGGAUGGGCUAACAUCAGGCCAUGAGUUUACCCCAGACCUUUAUUCGCGUCUUUGGGAGUAUGAGUUUGCAUCCUACUCGGCCACUACUGCAUUUCCGCCGGGUUUCGAUCUUAAUGGUGCCCAGACCAUUCACGAUAUGGAGCACCUAUCAGUCAAGCUAGAGAAGACCCAUGCGAAAGCCAUCGUCAUCGGAACUCCAUCCGCAUGCGGACCUGCGCUGAUAGGAGGAGAACUGUCUACUGCUACCGCGAAGCGUCCUCCCUCAAGGCAUCUUAGCGCAAAGCGUUCAACUGCAAAGCGUUCACCCGCAAAGCACAUUGUCACCGCACCUAACUCAAUAAUGAACGCAACCCGGAUGCCCAGUCGUGCCCAAGCCCCUUCUACAGCCCAGCCAGUGCAGUGGGCAGAAAACAUGACACCCGAGUCUGCUAAGUCCAAAUGGCAAAGAUGUGAACCUGGGGGUCCUCCCAGUCAACCAACUGCUUCGACGACAGCAGCAGCAGCAGCAACAACAGUAACAGGGGAGCUGAACGAGGAAUAUCUACCAGCAAUAAUCGAGACCAUGCCAAACGUCCACACCCCUUCGACUUCCGCUAGUCGACAGACACUUCAACCCACUUACUUUGCGGAGCAGUAUAGCCCCGACGAUCGCUCGGACAAGCGCAGGAACAACAUUCUAAAGCAGUUGAAGAUGGCCAAAGCCAAGCAAUCUUGACGUGCAAACAAGGUGUCUAUUGCAUGGGGAUGAGAAUUCAUACAUACCAUACACCGCUAAUCUAUUAUCCCAUUACCCUACUAUCUUAUUAUCCUAUUAUCUUGUCAUUCUAUUAUCCUGUUAUUUAUUAUCCUGUUAUUUAUUAUCCUGUUAUUUAUUAUCCUGUUAUUUAUUAUCCUGUUAUUUAUUAUCCUGUUAU
Gamsiella multidivaricata is the source of this 1936-nucleotide messenger RNA. RefSeq lists its product as uncharacterized. The record is from RefSeq and is a predicted model, not a curated record. The transcript has a single exon. Lineage: Eukaryota; Fungi; Mortierellomycota; Mortierellomycetes; Mortierellales; Mortierellaceae. Bases 493 to 1737 code for a protein of 414 amino acids.